AUGGCGGCUGCCAGUCCAAAUAACGCUAUUCGAAGGAAGCUAGUGAUCAUUGGUGACGGAGCCUGCGGGAAGACAAGUCUUCUAAGCGUCUUCACCCUAGGUUACUUCCCUACGAACUAUAUACCGACCGUAUUCGAAAACUACGUGACCGAUUGCAGAGUCGACGGCAAAUCCGUCCAGCUAGCGCUAUGGGAUACCGCAGGACAGGAAGACUACGAGCGAUUGAGGCCACUAGCGUAUUCGAAAGCCCACGUCAUCUUAAUAGGAUUCUCUAUCGAAACCCCUGACUCGCUGGAUAAUGUUAAGCACAAGUGGGUGGAAGAAGCUACCAGGCUCUGCCCUGGUGUACCUAUUAUCCUCGUUGGGUUGAAGAAGGAUUUGCGGGAAGAUCCCGUCGCCAUCGAAGAACAACGGAAGAAGUCUCUAAGAUUCGUCUCCCCACAAGAAGGAGACCAGGCUGCCCGGGAAAUCGGUGCUCGCAGGUAUCUAGAGUGCUCUAGUUUGAGUGGUGAGGGCGUUGAUGACGUCUUUGAGGCUGCUACCCGAGCAGCGCUUCUGACGUUCGAAAGGGGAGAGGGUGGUGGCUGCUGCGUUGUGUUCCGCUCGCUAGGCCCGAGCACCCAGGCGGAAGAUAUGAACCAGUGCACUAGGUUUCACCCUGCUGCGCCAACUCACGUAUAUGAUCCUUCGUCGAAUCGUCUUCGUCUGUCGAACCCACAGAUCUUCCUCCCCGGCUUCUACGCAACUCCCUACGCCUGA
This is a messenger RNA of Scedosporium apiospermum, 759 nucleotides long. RefSeq lists its product as uncharacterized. Gene Ontology annotation, biological process: small GTPase-mediated signal transduction. Gene Ontology annotation, molecular function: GTP binding; GTPase activity. The transcript is spliced from 6 exons. Bases 1 to 759 code for a protein of 252 amino acids. The record is from RefSeq and is a predicted model, not a curated record. Lineage: Eukaryota; Fungi; Ascomycota; Sordariomycetes; Microascales; Microascaceae.